UCUUCGAUAUCGCAUCGAAUUCUCGCAGUGUCCGGGAAAAUUCCCAGUUUUAGCGUGAGAUUGUGUGGAAAUUCGCGCAGUAGUAAGUGCAAUUGCGAGUGGACUUACCACCGCACAGUCUUCUGCGGCGUUUCUUGCCAUCCUGUGUGAUUGCGGUGCGAAAGAUUGGGGUCAAAGUUGGUGUGUGGGUGUCGCGAGUGCAUCUGUCAGUAUCCGUGGCAGAGGGAUUGAGGUUAGGUGUGGUGAAAGUGUGACGAUCUUGUGCGUGAGGACUCUUCCUGCUGCUUGUGUGGCCGUCAGCAGUGCCCCACUUGGGCUUCAGCUCUAUCCUCGGCAGGCAAAGGAGGAGCUGUGAGUGCAAUUGCACGCCCAUCCGCGGUGGUGAGAUGUGGAGUUGGGCGUGAAGAGUGAGUGAAAGGCAGGUGAGAAAAGUGCCAGGAGACGCUCCCGGAAGCAUGGAGGACCGAUUGAAUCUGGGCCGGGAGGUGAGGGAGCUCAAAUUGGGGACAACAUUCACAAAUCCUGGCGCUGGGACGUCAUUUCACACCUUGAAAUAUGAUUUCAAGCCCGCCAGUGUGGAUCCCACGAAGAUGGCCAUCCUGAAUGUGGGCAGCAGUAAUCAGGUUACCGUCACAGUGCCCCAUCUGGACGGCUCGGGCGUGCCCAAGACGGUGUUCAAGGGCAAUCAGAAGAACUACACGAAGGAGUGCGUGUUGAUCGUGGACAAAAACACAGGACAAGUGACGCUGGAGAGACUCCAUCACAACAUACAGGUGAAGAAGACGCGCUCAGAGGCAACUACCAAGAGUGUGCCCCCCGUUGUACCCAAGAUCGUCACCGAGAAUAUCACGCAGCGAACGUCGUCCAAGACGAAAGUCUCCACUGGCGUCCGGAAGAAUGCAAUAACCGGUUUCGUGCCCAAGAAUUCCCCUCAUCAGGGAUCGCCAUCGUAUCAGCACCACAAGAGUCCCCAAUCGGCCCCAGCAUGGAAUGCCAACAAUGGACAGUCGACGCUGCCCAGCAUCCCGAUGAUCGGCCUCGAUGAUGAUCUCGUGCCGCCAGCCAUGAACGCGGCCUCGACGGCCAGCCAGAGCUCCUCAGUGGGCGCCUCCAUGCCGAUCGUGGCCGUCGAGCCGCCGCCCGACUUUCCACCCGCCCCGUCCGGCGCCGCGGCACAGAACGCGGCCGCGAGCGGCAACAGCAUAGCCGAGCCAGACAUCCUCUCGUCCUCCGACACGUCCUCGGACUCGAGCAGCGGCAGCGACUCGGACUCGGACAGCACGCAGAGUUCGCCCGGAAGGGGGAACUCGCCGGACAAUCAGCUGGAGAACGGCGUGCUGCCCAACCACUUGAUCAGCCUCAGCCGGGAUCUCUGCCUGUCGGAGUCCAACUCAGAUUCAGAUGACGACUAACUUAUUCUCGUGCUCCACAGGAGAUUUUUCUAAUGUAUAAUGUUUCUGUGUUUAUCUUUUUGAUAAAAUUGGGGUUUCAGUAAUCAAGACAUUUUAGGCAAAACAAGAAAUGUAUUGCAAAUGAAAAUCAAAGUGUUUUUUUUCUUGCUGCGCGCGGGCGAAAGUCAAAUAAAAUGGUAAGUCAGCUAUAAUUCAGAAUAUUCACUCGGUCAUAAUUGAUAUUAAUUACUUUAUGUAUUACAAGUUAUUUCCCACUCAUCGAUUCCCAACAUAAUUUGCGACAUUGUUUGGCUUGCGCGCUGCACUUAAAGGAUUUAAAAGAGGAUAAUCGUGUAAAUCGAGGUAUAACUUUCUUUGGCGUGUGAAUCAGCUUACGAACGGCAUUUCGCACUACAUUCUCUAAUGCUUAUCAUCCCUUCUCUUUUUUUAUCUUAUCAGAUAUAAACAAUAAAGCCUUCAAAAGAUUGUUGAAUUCAUACUAUUGCUCUUCAAGUGUUUAUUGCCGAGAUAUGAGGAUGGAAGAGUCAGUCUUUUCCCACCAUUCGCGCGCUCUUCAGUGAAUUCUUUUCCUUAAAAAAGUCACCCUUCAGAGACUCUUCUGGUUCUUUCGGGAGAUUCACUAAAGUCUGGUGUAUUCUAAUUUAGUCAGAUUUACCAGAAAUACUCAUUAUAGAAGCCUAGAGAGGCUUUGGAAGAACAGCUAUAGAAGAUAGAAGUGUGACUCAUCUGUUGGGAAUUCAUCACUUCAAGUGAAAAGGCAUGGAUUUGCAGAACCAAAUAUACAUUUUGGCCGGCGUUUUCGGUGGCGUGUCUCUUUUGCUGCUCAUGUUUGUCUGCUAUCUCAUGUUCAGUCUCUUUGAGAUGCACAACCUCCUGAAGUCCCGCAACAGAUCAGACUCCAGAGAUCCCAGGGAUCCCAGGUAAGCUCCACAAAAGCAUAGUGGCACAUAAAAUGAGAACCAUUCUAUUCUUCAAUUAGUUUAUAGGCGAUCAUUUGUCGGAAUUUACUAAGCCACUGCUUGUCUUAUCAAAUUUCCUCCAGUAA
Phlebotomus argentipes is the source of this 2457-nucleotide messenger RNA. RefSeq names its product ell-associated factor Eaf (gene Eaf). Gene Ontology annotation, molecular function: transcription elongation factor activity. Gene Ontology annotation, biological process: positive regulation of DNA-templated transcription; regulation of transcription elongation by RNA polymerase II. The transcript is spliced from 5 exons. Gene Ontology annotation, cellular component: super elongation complex. Lineage: Eukaryota; Metazoa; Arthropoda; Insecta; Diptera; Psychodidae. The record is from RefSeq and is a predicted model, not a curated record. Bases 456 to 1412 code for a protein of 318 amino acids.